GUUGACCGCUUAGUGGCCAGGGAUUGAGAAAUUUCACAAGGCAAACGCCCUCUGUUGUGCAAUUGAGACGUGGAAUUCGUGUCGUCUGCUAGUGUGGCAACAUAAGUGAAGUUUGCCGUUAUACUUCAAAUUUCCCAUCACAUGAGGAUAUAUUCAAAAUGACUUCAUCAGCAGACGUGGCGCAAAACAAGAAUGCAAAAGAUUACGAAUUACUUUUUACCACUACAGUCACCGGCGUAAUACCUAUCCACAAAUAUAAAACGAAAAAGUCGUCAAUAAAAUUGAUCAUCGCAGAGGUCGACGGGCCAGUAGUGAAUGGGUACUUUGUUUUGGCUACAGAAGCACGUGAUGAUGAUGGUCUCCCUCAUACUUUGGAUCACCUCAUUUUUCUGGGAUCUAAAUCAUACCCCUACAAAGGCAUGCUUGACAUUCUGGCUAAUCGUUGCUUGGCUUCAGGAACAAAUGCUUGGACUGAUGUUGACCAUACCUGUUAUACUAUGACAACAGCUGGUAGUGAAGGCUUCUUGGCACUCUUACCUAUUUAUGUGGACCAUAUCCUUAAUCCUCUGCUCAUGGAUUCUGGCUUCGUUACUGAAGUGCAUCAUGUUAAUGGUGAUGGGGAAGAUUCUGGUGUAGUAUACUGUGAAAUGCAACUAGGAUGUGAAAACACUGGUGAAACCAGAGUACUUCAUAAUGCAAUGCUAAGAGCUAUCUACCCUGGUCAUUAUGGGUAAAAAUCAGUCACAAGUGGCCUUCUAAAAAAUCUCAGGGAAAGUUCAACCAUAGAGAAGGUUCGCAACUACCACAAGGUUUUUUACUCAACAGAGAACUUGGUCCUGGUCAUCACUGGUCGCGUGGAAGCCUCACAAAUUUUUAAGGCUUUAGAGCCCGUUGAAGAUACUAUUAUUGCAAAAUACAAAAACAGCCAAAUACCAUUUAGCCGGCCAUGGCAAAGUGCAGUCCCACCCCUCAUGGAAUCUAUCGAUCAACUCAUACCUUAUCCGUGCGAAGAGGAAGAAAAGGGCAUGGUAUGGCUAGCAUGGAGAGGACCCUCUUGUGUAUAUCAGCUCUACGAAACGUGUGCUCUGAUGAUGCUUAUGGAAUACCUUACCGACACGGCCGUCAGCCCAUUGCAAAAGACCUUUGUCGAAACAUCUGACCCGUUGGCAAGCAAAGUAGGCUAUUCUUUCAUCGAGAACUCCGAAUCAGUCGUCUAUUUGGCGUUUGAAAACGUGCCUAUCAACAAACUGGGCGAAAUUCAACCUAAGUUAUUUAGUGUUAUGGAACCAUACGGGAAUGGCAGUGAACCUUUGGACAUGAAACGUAUGCAGUUGGUGAUUAAAAGAAGGAUGCUAGAACAAUUGAGUCAUCUCGAGAAUAACCCUCAUGACACUGUUGCUUUCAUGGCUGUAGGUGACAUUCUCUAUGGUCGAAGCCACGAAGAUUUUCGCCGCCGCGUAAAUCCUAUGGAAGAUCUAAAAGCAUUAGCGAAAGAAAGCCCUUGUUUUUGGAACGACCUAAUUCUGCGCUAUAUACUCGGUCGUGCCUGCGUUUUGACUCAAGGCAUGCCUUCCAAGAAGGAAAUGGAAGCGUACACUACUCAGGAGUUGGAACGAUUAGAAACGCAACGAAAUAGUCUAGGAAGUGAAGGACUAGCUGAUAAGGCGGAUGAGCUUGCUGCCGCUUUGGAGCACAACGAUCGCCAAGCUCCUGUGGAUCUCAUCAUGUCCGUUCCUAUUCCGGACAUUAAUUCUAUUAGUUACCAUUCGAUUCAACGAUACUGCAAUCGUGGAGAAACAUCAGGGUGUGACCGCUUCCCCGGCGAACUUGAACGAAUCCCAGUGCGAUUCCAGCUGGACGAUGUCAAAACUCAAUUCGUUUACCUUUACGCCCUGAUGGACACUUCGUUAGUUCCCAGUGAUCAGCGCCUUUACUUGCCCCUCCUGAUGAACUGUCUCCCAGAAUCUGCAAUAAUGCGCAAUGGAAAAUUAGUCUCAUAUGAGACUGUUGUAGCCCAGCUGAGUGGUGACACCGUUAAAACCCACGCUGCUUUGGGUGUGGACGCCUCUGACGCAGAUCACUUUUUCUGUGGCUCUUACUGCAACAUGGCCGUCCUGAUGCUUCAGCUUGAACAAGAUAAGUACAGUGACGGCAUUUGCUGGCUCAGCGAUUUUCUGCGGCAAACUGUUUUCACCGCAGAACGUAUGAAAGUUAUUGCCUCGAAAAUGGCUAACGAUGUCGCUCGCAUCAAACGUAAAGGAAACAAAAUGGCGUUGGCACUGAUUCGCAAUUUGGCCUUCGACGGGAAGAGCAAUCAUGCUCACUGUUCACUGAUCCGGCAACAACAUUUCCUCCACAAAUUAGUGGAAGAAUUGGGCCGUUCACCUGAGCGGAUCAUCCGCGCCUUGACGGACUUGCGAGAUGCCAUCACUAGCCCGAAUUGCCUCACUAUUCAUAUGGCAGCUGAAAUAGAGAGCCUUCCUGAUGAUGCCAUUUCGUUGUGGAAUACUCAUAUGUUUGCAGAUUGGCAAGCAACUCAAAGUGCCAACGGAGAUAGCGAUGGGCUGAUAAAUCUUGUUGCUGAUUACCAAUUACUGAAAGAGGUUUCGUCAGUUAGCCCAAUGGGUGCUGCACUUUGUCUUGGAGCGGUCGAAUCCUGCUUUCUCAUCCAGGCCGUCCGCAGCAUCGAUGACAUUCACCAUCCAGAUCUGGCCGCCGUUCUUGUCGCUUUGCAAUACCUCGGCCAACUUGAAGGACCUUUCUGGCGCAAUCUUCGUGCGCAAGGUCUAGUCUACGGAUAUAAUUUGAAUUUGAAAGUCAGUGAAGGCCUGCUCUACUUAUCGCUAUAUCGAGCUUCGCAACCCGUGGUGGCUUACAAAGAGGCCCGCAGCAUCCUUGAAAAUCAUGCCAGGAGUGACACUGAUGAUGUCUGGGAAUUGAGUCUGCUUGAAUCAGCAAGGAGCUCACUUAUUUUUGAAUUGGUAGAGCGGGAGAAGACUGUAGGAGACGCAGUGCACCAGUCUGUUCGCUCGUAUCUGUCCAAUGCACCAGCCGAUUACAACCGACAACUGAUCCACCGUGUUGCUACUGUUACUAUGGAACAAAUGCGACGAGCUUUUCGGCUGCAUCUCACUGCCCUACUGGAUACUGAACAUUGUCGAUGCUCUAUUAUUUGUCAUCCCUCGAAGCUCGAUGAAUUGGUAACAGGCAUUAACGCCUUGGGCCAACCAGUCCAAGGGUACACGUCAAUGGAAGAUUGUCCGUUGGGUCAAUCGUGCUAGAUUAAUCUUUUCUUUCAUCCUUUUGAAGGCAACUGUCUGUUCGCCCUUUCUAUUUCAUCCUGAGUCACUGAUUUUCCGUUUUUCUAGACCAUCUUUUGUGUGUGUGUGUGUGCGUGUCAGUGUAAUCGAGGAUCGAAAACAAACUUACUAGUUCUCAUUUUAUGGCAGACAAUACUUCGUGAUUUUCUUUAGUUCUGGUCUGAUUCGUUGCACCAAUAGAUUGCUAACGAGAUGAUGCGUAAGUUAA
Messenger RNA from Daphnia carinata, 3528 nucleotides. RefSeq lists its product as uncharacterized. NCBI's taxonomy places the organism in Eukaryota, Metazoa, Arthropoda, Branchiopoda, Diplostraca, Daphniidae. The record is from RefSeq and is a predicted model, not a curated record. Gene Ontology annotation, molecular function: metal ion binding.